This is a messenger RNA of Fonticula alba, 2750 nucleotides long. RefSeq lists its product as hypothetical. The coding region runs from base 81 to 2699 and encodes 872 amino acids. NCBI's taxonomy places the organism in Eukaryota, Rotosphaerida, Fonticulaceae. The transcript has a single exon. The record is from RefSeq and is a predicted model, not a curated record.
CCCCCCCCCCCCCCCCCUGCUCCCCUCGCUCCUCGCGCCUUUUUGCCCCUCCCCCACCCGCUCGUCAGCCAGCGCCUGCCAUGACGCUGGUCCCCCCCGGCCCGGCGACUCCCUCCCCCUUGUCGCCGCCGCCGGCAAAGCGCUCGCGCACUGGCCCGGCCAGUCCGCAAGCCUUCGCGGAUGCGGCCAGCCGGGCAGACAGCCCGUUGGUCGACCGGGACUACUCCCCGGGACCGGGCGGCUUUGCCGACAGCCCGGGCCCCGGUGGCCCAGGCUCCCCGCCGACCGGGGCUCCGCUCAAUGACAAGUACAAAAAGUACCGAGCGCGGAUUCGCGCACGGAAUGCCGCCACCCAGGAGGCCCUGUCCCAGGCCCAGGACCAGGCCCAGCGUGCCAAGCUGGCCCUUGCGGAGACUGAAGCGCGCCUGCAAGCGGCCGAGGAGGCCCUCCGUCGCGGGGAGGCCGAUCGGGCCCAGCUGGCCGUCCGCGUCCAGGCCUCCAGCGAGGGGACCCUGGCCCAGGCGCGCAGCCAGCUGGCCGCCUCGGAGAAGGCUCGUCUGGAGCUGGUCCAACGGUUUGAGCGGGAAACCGCCAUCGUUCGGCAGUUGGUAGAUGCCAUCCGCCAGCGCGAGGGCCGCCUGCUGUAUGUGUGUGUGUCCCUUGUGGAGCGGGUCCGCUCGCUGGAGGCGCAAUUGGCAUCCGGGGCUGCCCCGGACCCGGGGGCCACCAUGCCGGCCGAUGCCACGGCCCUGGCUGCCUCGCUGCAAUCCUCGCUCAUGGCCCUGGCUACUGCGUCGACCGCUUCCUCGGCCACGGCCCCAGGGCCAGGCCUCUUCACACCUUCCUCGCCGCCAGCGGCCCCGGUCGUCGGGGGAGCCACCACCGACGCGGCCAUCGCCACCGGUGCCGAAGAGAAUGGCUCCACCUCCUCGGCGCCCUCCUCCUCGGGCUCCUCGGAUCCCCCCUCCUCGCCGUCGGCCCGGUCGGCCUCGGGCUCGGGCUCGGGCUCGGCCACCGCCGCCGCUGCCGCCGCCGCCGCCGCCGCCGCCGCCAAUACCCCCGGGUUUUCGGGCCUGGGUGGACGCAUGGCACCGGCAAACACCGACCUCGGCGAUCUGCCCCGGCACCCAUCCAUUUUGAGCGCCCGAUUGGACUCCUUCACGGAGGGUGGCUUCCUCCGGCCCGCCACCGAUGCCGAUGGGAUAACCAUGGCCAUGCUUGGCCUGGAUCCGGGCGACACGGCGGCCGGGGCGGCGGCAUCCGGCACGCGCAGCGGGCGAGGGUUCUCGGAUCUCGGGCACUCGCCCCUCCGGGGUGGGGCCUCCGCGCGGGCGGGCGACAUGCUUGAUCGACUUCCCUCAUUGGUGGGCAUGACCGGCACCACCGGGUCCUCCUCGUCCAUGGCGGCUGGGCGCCGGCCGGUGGGCGGCUCGCUCAAGCCCUCGGCCUUGCACGAGUCGUCGAAUGCCCUGGCCCCGGCCACGGAGACCGAUGGGUCGCCGGCGGCACACCCGGCCGCCGGCAUUGCCACACAGCAGUCCUUGGACUCCUUGCGACAGGCGGGCCUGGAACUUGGCAUGCCCACGGUCACUUCGGUGCUGGCGGACUCAUUGCUGGGGGUCUGCUUUCCGCAGUACAUGCUCCCCUCGCUUGGGCUGGCCGGUGCCAGUGCGCUGAUGGCUCCUCCGGCCGAAGCGCCGGCCAUGGCCGGUAGCCAGCCCAGCGAGGGGAGUGCCACCGCCGCGGCAGUGGAUCCGACCGGCCUGGCGGCCAGCCAAGCGGCUGCCCCUCUGCUGGCGCCGGCCUUCCAGCUGGCGCCGAGCUCCCUGCUGUCGACCCCGGCGGCCGGGGCGUCCGGCGUAUCGACGGCCCUGUUGGCGGGCCAGUCGCCUGCCAGGAAUGCCUCCUCGGCCUCGCCGGCGGCCGCAUCCUCGCAUGCGCCCUACUUGCCGUCGCACUUGCUCGGGGCGCUGGCCGGCUCCGGGGCUGGCUCCUUCGGCACUGGGGCCAUGGACAGCACCUCCGCGGCGAGUGCCAUCCCGGCUGCCUACCUGGCACAGCACUCCAACGCGCUGGGGACCAAUGUCGGCACCGGGGGCGGUCAGUCCCUCUUCCAGCUGCCGAUGUCCAUGGACAAUCCCCUGGGCUUCGGGUCCUUCUCGACGCCGCUCUCGCCCCUGGCAGCCCUUGGGCUGGUGGGCGGAGCGGGAUCGGUCGCCGCCGGUGCUGGAGCCACUGGCACUGGCCAAUCGGCCCUCGGAGCCAAUGCCUACCAUCCAUCGAUCUUGUCCCUGUCGUCCUUGCUGUCGACCAUGUACGGCUCGCCGAUGUCCCUGGGCGGGGGGGCGGCCGCUCCGGGGCAUGCCGGCGCUGCGCUGUCCCUUGCCUCGACGCCCGCGGCCACCGGCGCCGCCCCGGUCGCAGCCGGCAACAACCUCGGUGUUGGCACGGUGGCAUCCCGGCCGGUGGAGGAUGCGGUCACGCCGUCCACCCCGUCGGCACUGUCGUCGCGUAGUGCGGCGGCCCCCGCCCCCUCGCCAGCCAGCGCCACCGCCGGGGAUUUCACCUCCUUCUUCCGCCAACUCCCGACCGGGUCCGGCCAACCGGCCCAGGCCCCGACCGAGGUCCUAAGCUCGGCCUACUCGGCGCUCAAUGCCGCGGCCCCCUCGACUCCCCUGGCUGCCGGCAAGCGCGAGUAGCCGCUUGUAUUGUCCUUCCCCCCCCCCCCAAUACACCCACCCACACCCACA